UGUCGUGAAAGUGCGCCCACUUAAUUAGGCGUGCCGCAGUCUAUCUGUAUGACCUUAUAGCCUACCUGUGGACGGGGGUGUUUGGUACGAGCAACUUGGAUCUUUCCUCUUCAUUUUCCCUCGCCUUUUUGUACAGGCGGACUGUGUGUCUCUACUCCGUUUUUUUGUGAUAAGAGCUCGGGGAACUGGCAGAUAGUCCUACCGUGAGCAAGAGAUGGGGAACACGGUAACGAGGGAUGACUUCGAGUGGGUAUAUACGGAGCAACCGCACUGUAGUCGGAGGAAGCAGAUAUUAGCCAAGCACCCGGAGAUCAAGUCCUUGAUGGGCCCUGACCCCCAGCUCAAGUGGGUGGUGACAGCCAUGGUCCUAACCCAGGUGCUCUGCUGCUUCCUGGUACGCGACCUCAGCUGGAAGUGGCUCAUCUUCUGGGCCUACAUGUUCGGCGGUUGCAUCAACCACUCCCUCACGCUCGCCAUCCACGACAUCUCGCACAAUGUGGCCUUUGGAAAUAAGGAUGCCAUGUGCAACCGCCUCUUUGGCAUCUUCGCCAACCUACCAAUUGGCGUGCCAUACUCCAUCAGCUUCAAGAAGUACCAUGUGGACCAUCACCGUUACCUGGGUGGCCAUGGACUCGACGUGGAUGUCCCGACCCACCUGGAGGCUUGUCUCUUCAGCUCCCCCGCACGCAAGAUCCUGUGGCUCUUCCUGCAGCCGCUAUUCUACGCGUUUCGUCCCCUGGUGGUCAACCCUAAACCUGUAGGCAGGCUCGAGCUGUUGAAUUUAAUGGUGCAGCUAGCAUUCAAUGCUUUCAUAGUGUACCUCUGGGGGCUUAAGCCUCUGGUCUACCUGAUAGCAGGUUCGCUGUUGUGUAUGGGACUGCACCCGAUCUCGGGGCAUUUUAUCGCCGAACACUAUAUGUACCUGAGCGGGAUCGAGACGUACUCGUACUACGGGCCGCUGAACUAUAUCACCUUUAAUGUGGGAUACCACAUGGAGCACCAUGACUUUCCCAGCAUCCCCGGCAGCCGGCUCCCUCAGGUGAAACAGAUGGCUCCAGAGUUCUAUGAUGAUUUACCACAGCAUGACUCAUGGACACGGGUGCUCUGGGACUUUGUGUUUUGUGAUUCGCUUGGACCUUACUCCAGAAUUAAACGCACCUUCCCAUUGGCUAAGCAAGACUAAGAGCCCAUGCUCUUGAUCUUCUGACCAAUGAUCUUCCACAAAAGUGGCUUGACAACCCAGCUGGCAGGGAGUGAAAGGCUUCUCAUUUCUUGUCCAGAUCUUUUACUCUGCAGACGACUGAUGUGCUGGUGUCACAUUCAACUCACCAGCAUGAGAAGACUCUGAACACUUUUGAAUGUUAUGUUACCUUAGAUGUACUGUAAACUAUAAUAUCCAGAUGUAUUGUAGAAUAAAAGGUACUCAGCUGA
Molecule: messenger RNA, 1431 nt
Organism: Oncorhynchus masou masou (cherry salmon)
Lineage: Eukaryota; Metazoa; Chordata; Actinopteri; Salmoniformes; Salmonidae
Product: sphingolipid delta(4)-desaturase/C4-monooxygenase DES2-like
Exons: 3
Coding region: 215-1183 (322 amino acids)
Biological process (GO): ceramide biosynthetic process
Cellular component (GO): membrane
Molecular function (GO): sphingolipid delta-4 desaturase activity
Source: RefSeq, a predicted model, not a curated record